CAUCUCCUCCUCUCUCUCCUCGUCCUUCUCUCCUCUCCAUCCCUAUUUCCUGGUUGCUGCUGCCAGCAUCGACUGACGACAUAGACAACAACGACAGCACGAGAGCACAGGACAAUCAACUAGGAGUCGUUCGUUCGCUCAUACAACCCGACUAGGCCAACGUAACGCCACGCGUCACCUCUGUCCGACUCGUGUUGCCACUUGCACAAAGCCCCUGCCCGUGUGUGUAUGUGUGUGCUCUCAUCCCUUUCAAUCACCCGUUGCCGACGCCGAGCGGGAACGUCUCCUGCUUACGCGGACCACACCUGGGUGAGCGUGUGCGUAUGUGAGCCGGAAGAAUCGGCCAUCACACAUUCGUCGUCGCGAGAGUUACUUAGCUUUUCAUCUAUCAUCUAUCUAUCCCCUGCCUUUCUGGGUCUUAAUUACACUCCUCCCCCCUUCCCUCGCUCUCACCGCCUCUUCCUCCUUUACUCCUCCUCUUCCGACAACUACCCUUACCGCCGCAUCUUUCCUCUCUCCCCUCCACCACCACCACCUUCACUGCGACACUCUAUAGACAUCGCCGCCGCCGCUGAGCAUACAGCCGACACCCGCGCCCUGUCCGCGCCGCAGCGACUAUGGGGGCCUGUGCAAGCGUCCAGGACCGCGCAGAGAGAGAACGCUCAGAUGAGAUCGACAGGCAGAUCGAGGAAGACUCGCGAAAGUUCAGAAAGGAAUGCAAGAUCCUCUUACUUGGGAGCGGAGAGUCGGGCAAGUCGACGAUUGUGAAGCAGAUGAAGAUCAUCCAUCAAAAUGGAUACACCCGCGAGGAGUUAUCAGCAUAUCGUCUAACCGUCUACCGAAAUCUUCUCGAGAGCGCUCAGGCCAUCGUCCUCGCCAUGCGUAAGCUCGCUAUCGACCCCGUCUUACCCGCGAAUCGCGCCCAUGCGGAUAUGAUCUUGGCGUACAAGGUCGACCCUCCCUCAUCAAUAACCGCCGCAUCAUCCUCCGUUACUGGCGCCAAUGCCGCAACUGCGACGGGCGAAUUCAGCGAAGAGGUGGCGGCUGCUAUCGAUGCACUCUGGAGUGAUCCUAUAAUCCCCAAGAUCAUGGAUCACAGCAGUGAAUUUUAUUUAAUGGACUCGGCAAGCUACUUCUUUAGUGAGGUGCGACGAAUAGGGAAACCGGGUUAUGUGCCAACGGAGACGGAUGUAUUACGUGCACGACAGAAAUCGACAGGGAUUGUGGAAACGAGAUUCAAUAUGGGUCAGCUAAGUAUACACAUGUUCGACGUCGGCGGGCAACGAAGCGAACGAAAGAAGUGGAUCCAUUGCUUUGAGAGCGUAACAUCGAUCAUAUUCUGCACAGCACUAUCGGAAUACGACCAGGUGCUGUUGGAGGAGGCGGGCCAGAAUCGGAUGGUGGAGAGCUUGGUGCUGUUCGAGUCGGUCAUCAACUCGCGAUGGUUCUUACGAACAAGUAUCAUCUUAUUCCUCAAUAAGAUUGACGUGUUCAAGAGCAAACUGCCGAAGGUGCCAUUAGAGAAGUAUUUCCCAGAGUACACAGGUGGGGCGGAUAUCAACAAAGCGGCGAAGUAUAUCUUGUGGCGGUUCAUGCAGGCGAACAGGGCGCGGUUAAGUGUAUACCCUCAUUUGACACAAGCGACAGAUACGGGGAAUAUACGACUGGUGUUUGCGGCUGUGAAAGAAACGAUAUUACAGAAUGCGCUGAAAGAUUCAGGGAUACUAUAAUACCAUUUCGUCCACGACCUUUUCGCCUUUCUCUGUUCGUUUCUUUCGUCAUUGCCUUCACGAAUCACGCCGCCUUAUUCUUUCUCCUCUGCUUCCUCUCACUUUGCCCUUUCUCUCCCUCGCAUCUGCAUGUUGAUCGCUUCACCUGCGUACACGUCGCCGCUUGUCGCCUAUCUAUGGAACCUCGUCCUUUAUUGCCAUCGCUUCUCGUAUCGCAUCGCAUCGCUCCUCGCAAUCGUCCUUUCCGCUCCUGUCUUGGCUUAGCCUUUCAUCUGCUGUUCAGCUUUCUCGAUCUCGUCCUCUUUGUCUAUCACGUCUCCAUCAUGAUAUCCGUAUCUGUCACUCACGAAUUCGCGCCGUUUCUUCGUCUCUCCAUCCCAUCCCAUCUGCCAUCAUUGUUACUGCUCAUCGCUCGUCGUUCAUCAUUCAUCGCCAUUUCCUCCCCUCGUGAUCUUCUUUCACAAGCCAUCCUCGGUAAUGGGAAUGUUAGCAUAUACACCAGUUUCGUUUACUUCUUCGUAAGUCUGAGUUUCAUUAUUCCCGUUACUCCUCCUGGAUGGAGUUGUGCUUAGUGACGAAUUGUUCUUUUCGUUCAGGCAUUUGUCAUGUUUUAUUCUUUUACUACC
Fomitiporia mediterranea MF3/22 is the source of this 2356-nucleotide messenger RNA. RefSeq names its product G-protein alpha subunit. Gene Ontology annotation, biological process: adenylate cyclase-activating G protein-coupled receptor signaling pathway. NCBI's taxonomy places the organism in Eukaryota, Fungi, Basidiomycota, Agaricomycetes, Hymenochaetales, Hymenochaetaceae. The transcript is spliced from 3 exons. Gene Ontology annotation, cellular component: heterotrimeric G-protein complex. The coding region runs from base 618 to 1730 and encodes 370 amino acids. Gene Ontology annotation, molecular function: GTP binding; G protein-coupled receptor binding; GTPase activity. The record is from RefSeq and is a predicted model, not a curated record.